Molecule: messenger RNA, 510 nt
Organism: Cladophialophora immunda
Lineage: Eukaryota; Fungi; Ascomycota; Eurotiomycetes; Chaetothyriales; Herpotrichiellaceae
Exons: 1
Coding region: 1-468 (155 amino acids)
Source: RefSeq, a predicted model, not a curated record
AUGGCAUCCGAGCGUCACAUGCACGUUGAAUUUAUCCCAGGGAACUACGAGAGCAACCCUGACUUCAAAUACUUUGUCUUGGUCAUUCAAGUAGGCGAUGACAUGAAACGAGACCCUUCAAUGGUGUCGGUGAGGAUCGUCAGCGCCGAAAUUUGGGAGGGGUUAAACGCUACCACGUUCGGAUUUCCAGGUAAGGAAGCCUCGGCGAUCGAGGCACUUCCGGCCAUCAAGGGCGAGGAAAGUGUUAAUCGCAUCUCACUUGCGGGAUAUGAUAUAUCGGUGUCGGUCCAAGUUGUGGCAGAGGCGAACGAGUUGCCUUACCAUCAUGUAUAUCUUGACUGGAAGACUUCAACAUCGUCUCAUCAGACUAGCGCGGCAGAAGCCCUCUCGUCUCCACCACCCAGUGGCGAUAACGAUAGGGAAACUCAUCACACAUAUAGCCACGACGACCAACGGGCUCUGCCCUAACCGAUUCGCUCUGAUAGAUGUGUCUACCGGCAGGUAACCGAC